AUGGCAACCGGCGAAACGGGCCAUCUCCAGACGGCGAACGGGAGAACACAUGAAUACGCGGAGGCUACUGAACCAACGGAUUGUGGGACAGCAUCUUUGGCAGAUCGGGUAGGUGUUGAGAUAGUCGCCGUGCCGGAAAGAGCUAAUCGGUACGGCAAGCACUGCAUCGAGAAGCUGUCACAAGAGAUGCCAUGGUUGACAGCGACGCAGUUGGGAGACCAGGCCGUACCUCUCGGCGUCGAGUGA
This is a messenger RNA of Penicillium brevicompactum, 246 nucleotides long. RefSeq lists its product as uncharacterized. The transcript has a single exon. The record is from RefSeq and is a predicted model, not a curated record. The coding region runs from base 1 to 246 and encodes 81 amino acids. Lineage: Eukaryota; Fungi; Ascomycota; Eurotiomycetes; Eurotiales; Aspergillaceae.